Molecule: messenger RNA, 1562 nt
Organism: Hevea brasiliensis (rubber tree)
Lineage: Eukaryota; Viridiplantae; Streptophyta; Magnoliopsida; Malpighiales; Euphorbiaceae
Product: COP9 signalosome complex subunit 7
Cellular component (GO): COP9 signalosome
Source: RefSeq, a predicted model, not a curated record
AAGGCUGAAGACCCACUUCCUCUUCGUCGCCCUCGAAACCCAUCCUUUCGAUUGCUAUAACUAUAACCCUAAUCUUUUCUAACGUUAGCCCUAUUUCAUAGUCUCUGCUUGCCUCUAUUUUUCUUUGGUUGACCUUUUCAUUUUGUGAAAGUCUUCAAUUAAGAUCAAUGGAGAUAGAGCAGCGACAAGCCCAAGUAAUACACCAGUUGGUUCAGCAAGCCUCCACUCUUAAUGGCUCCUCUAUCGCUACACCCAUCGUCGAAGCCACUUCUCAUCCGUAUCUCUUCUCUUUUUCCGAGAUUCUAGCUGUUUCCAAUGUACUCCAGCUUGAAGGAACUGGGAAUUCUGCAUAUCUUCAUCUGCUUCGCUUGUUUGCUAACGGAACAUGGCGCGAUUAUAAAAGUAAUUCUGGCACUCUGCCUCAGUUGAUACCUGAUCAACUUCUGAAGCUUAAACAACUUACUGUGCUCACUGUUGCCGAGUCAAACAAGGAUCUCUCCUAUGAUGCACUUUUGGAGGAGCUUGAGGUUUCCAGUGUGCGUGAACUUGAAGACUUCUUUAUCAAUGAGUGCAUCUAUACAGGCAUAGUCAAAGGAAAGCUGAAUCAAUUGCGAAGAUGUUUCGAGGUUCAGUCAUUCACCUUGUGAAAUAUAAGCCUUUUGAUCACACUAGCAAAAUUCUUUAAAUGCUCAAUUCUCUGAGGUUAUUCUAUCUGUAGGUGCAAUUUUCAGCAGGGAGGGAUCUGAUGCAUGGGCAUCUAGGAAGUAUGAUAGAGACCCUGGAAAAAUGGUAUGCUUGAGUUCAUAUAUUGAGGAAAUUCUGUCCAAAUUUUAGUCAGAAUUAAUUUUUCAGGGCAUUCAGUGUUUCUACAUCUCUGAGGAUGAACGUCCAAAGUUUGCCAUUUUCCACAUGGGAAGUUCUGUUUUACAAUUAUCUAGUUGAUCAGUUUAAGUUAUUUGCUUUUCAUAUUUUAGAUAUGCAUUUUGUAAAUUUUCUAUGUAUUAAGUUCACGUAUUAGAAUCUGAAUCCUAUUCAGGGGCCAUUUUGGAUUAAGUACGAAUUGCACCAUUGAGUUAUGAUCUUUUCUUAGAUAAUGGAACUAUAGCCUACUUAGUACAAAAAUCUAAUGUAAAUACAUCAAUCUUUUGGGAAGUGGAUUUGAUCAUAUUUCAUAAUGGUUUUGUUGGAACCCCUAACUAUUCUUAGUCUAAUAGCAUUAUUUUGCAACUUCUGUUUGUGUUUGAAUUGUUGUCAUCCUUUCAAUUCAACCUUUUUGGGCCAUUGGUUUCUGUGUAUAGGUCUCCAAACUAUCCAAGAUUUCAUACAUCUUGGCCUUCUUGCUAGUUAUUUAAGCUAUGGUGAUCCCUUGUAUUAGUGUCAGUGGGCCUGCUGUCUUCUUGGAUAAUGACCUACCUCCUAUGUUAUUGAUAGAUGCUUUAUCAAUGCAUCAGUUUUACCUCUUUGCCAAUCCUAGGCAAUGUUUUCAUAUUAUAUCACACAAGAAUUGACAUAUACAUUUCAAAAUCAACUGAAUGAUUUUGUCAAAAUAAUGUAAAAAAGGG